UUGUCCGUGUUCUUUUCUUCUUCUUUUUCCUCCUUCUUAUUCCUAUCCUUAUUCCUUAUUCCUAUUCUUAUUCCUAUUCUCAUUUAUAUACUUCUUCUUCUUCUUCGUCUUCUGCUUCGGAGGACAGAGACGAAAACCGACCGAUCCUUACCCGACACAAAACACAUCGGUCGGAAUUACAAGACACUUUCAUUCCUCACAUCAGCAAUUUCUAAAGGUCAAAGAAGGGGUCAAUCAGGUUCUAAUGAGUGUUGUUUUAGGUUCAUGGUACAGAAGGGUCAAACUACCACCAGGGAAAUGUCCAAAAACUCCUACGAAAUCCUUGUCAAAUGUGUUCUUGGGCUGCGAAAUAUCUUGCAAUACGACCCAAUAACACUCCCUCAGUUACGUCGUGCGAGAACCAGUGGACGGCAACUUCGGCCUUCAGACACCCGGCGGCAACUGGACAGGCACGGUGGGCACGCUGCAACACGAGGAGGCCGACUUCUCCAUGGACCUCACGCUGACGCCGCAGAGAGCCGCCGUGGUGGAGUUCUGCCGGCCGUACAUAGGGGAGGAGAUGGCCAUCCUGUCACUGAAGCCCAAGUCUCUGCCGGAGUACAUGGCGUUGGUGAGGCCGUAUGAAGCCUCGGUUUGGGCCGGGGUCGUGAGCGCCGUCAUGGUGUGGAGCGUCACCCUCUGGCUCCUGCUCAGGGCGGGGGAGAGCCUGUCCAGGAUACCCUCAAUGUCCCUCUACUCGUCCCUCUUCUACGGCUGGGGGCUGCUGCUGGAGGACCAACCCUACGAGCCGCCCGCCAGCAGCACAGGACAGGCGAGUGCUUAA
Molecule: messenger RNA, 823 nt
Organism: Eriocheir sinensis (Chinese mitten crab)
Lineage: Eukaryota; Metazoa; Arthropoda; Malacostraca; Decapoda; Varunidae
Product: glutamate [NMDA] receptor subunit 1-like
Exons: 2
Coding region: 491-823 (110 amino acids)
Source: RefSeq, a predicted model, not a curated record